AUGGUCCUGCGCUGUCCGGCCCGGGCCGGAGUCGCCGCCGCUACCGCCGCCUCCGCGCUGCCCCACGCAGGCCACCCCCCGGCCUCUCCGAAGGUCUUCCAGAUAAAGAGAGACUUUGUGAAGCACAAAAGGAACCACCGCGAGAGCCAGUCCUGUCAAUACCCGAAGCACAAAAACAAGUCCAGGGAGAAGGUGGAGCUCAGGUGGCUCCGGCCGGUCCCGUGUAAGCAGCCUUUCCGGCGCGGCGCGUGCGAGCAGAGCAGCUGUCUCAGGUGCAGCCUGGCCCUGCACCAGGUGGCUCACCCGGGCCCGUGGCCCUUCCAGUGCCCCAAGUGUGGCAGGGCCUUCCGGUCCAAAGCCGCCCUGAACAAGCAUGCGUGCGGCAGAGGCCCCUCGCGGGAGGCGGCCGCGAGGGCCUACCGGCGGGCACACCGCGGGGAGAAGCCAUUCUCCUGUGACGACUGUGACCGGAAGUUCACCCACCGGAGCAAGCUCACCGAACACGUCCGAGUUCACACGGGGGAGAAGCCCUUCCGGUGACCGCAGUGCCAGAGAAGCUUCCGCCUCAAGAGCAGCCUGCGGGCCCACCUCUGUCGGCACAGCGGGAGGAAGCCCUUCCGGUGCCCAGAGUGCGGUCGGAGCUUCUGCUGGAGGAACACUAUGAAGGCGCAUCAGCGUCUGCACAGCCAGGAGAAGCCCUUCUCCUGCGGGCAGUGCGGCCGGGGAUUCACACGGCCCUCGAAGCUCGCGCGUCACCGCCGCAUCCACGCCAGGCAGACGGCGUUCCCCUGCGAGCGGUGCGGGAGGACCUUCCCCUGGCGCUCGGGGCUCACGCGGCACCUCCAGGUACACACUGAGGAGAAGCCCUUCUGCGCCCAGUGCGGCCGGGGCUUCCACCGCCGUGCGCACGUCGCCGAGCAUCGGCGACUCCACGGCGGGGCCGAGCCCUUCCGGUGCCCCGAGUGCAGCCGGAGCUUCUCCUGGAAGGCCUCCUUGAAUCUGCACCGGCGGCGGCACGCGGGCAAGCGGCCCUUCCCGUGCGGCGAGUGCGGCAAGGCCUACGUUCAGCUGUCCCAGCUCGCCGAGCACGCGAGGGUCCACAGCGGGGAGAAGCCCUUCCGGUGCCCCGAGUGCGACAGGGGCUUCCGGCUCAGAGGGAACCUGAAGAGCCACCUGCUCCAGCACAGCGGCCAGAAGCCCUUCUCCUGUGCGACGUGUGGCCGAAGCUUCGCUCAGCGGUACAGGCUCACGGAGCACAUACGCGUCCACAGCGGCGAGAAGCCCGUCCGGUGCCCCGAGUGCGGCAAGAGCUUCCUCCAGAAGAGAAGUCUGGAGACCCAUCUGCACCGUCACCGCGGGGAGAGGCCUUUUUCUUGUGCUGAGUGUGGAAGGGGCUUCACCUACCUGGGGGCGCUCAACACCCACAUUGCUGUGCACGCCAGGGAGCAGCCCUUCAGUCUCGAGGUCACUCCACUCAAAGUAGUGACAGCUCUGCGGUGGGACCACUGGCUCUGUUGGCUCUGGCUGAGGCAGGACGGAAAAUUCAGCCAACAUGCUUCAGCCACACUGGCCAGCACGGAGCAGGCGGCCGUGAGGGCUCCUUGA
Messenger RNA from Lipotes vexillifer (Yangtze River dolphin), 1605 nucleotides. RefSeq names its product zinc finger protein 425 (gene ZNF425). Gene Ontology annotation, molecular function: RNA polymerase II cis-regulatory region sequence-specific DNA binding; DNA-binding transcription factor activity. The record is from RefSeq and is a predicted model, not a curated record. The transcript has 3 exons. Gene Ontology annotation, biological process: regulation of transcription by RNA polymerase II. NCBI's taxonomy places the organism in Eukaryota, Metazoa, Chordata, Mammalia, Artiodactyla, Lipotidae.